GUGCCGUCCGUCGCCUCUCACCACCAUCAUCCCUCAGCAGCAGCCGCCAGCGCCCGUGCUCCCUCGGAGCCCUGCGCCUGUUGGCGCCGCCCAGCAGCAGCAGUCUGAGUCCUCACGCUUCGGGGCGCAUCGACGAGAGUGCAGCCCAGACCGCCGCAGCCCCUGCCUCACACGUCCUUGCUGGCCCACAGGCCAGCCAGGCAGCCUGGCGCCCCAUCCAAGCAUCGGCGCCCGCCGCUGCGUCCUCGCUCUUUCGCUCUUCGGCCGCCGUCGCCCGGGGCCAUGCCUGCGUCGCAUCAGUCUCAGCCGUCGUCGGUGCGCGGCGCCGCGGCGGCGCAGCAGGGGGCGGCAACGCUGCGCCCUGCCUCCUCCUCUGCAUCCACCCUCCACGCCGCUGCGGCGGGCGCAGCGGCAGCGCAGCAGCUGCCUCGCUCGCCGACGCCGCGCACUGCGUCGCCGUCGGCGCGUGGCGGGAGCAGCAAGGCGGCACCUGGCAGCAGCGGCAGCAGCCGCUCGACGACGCUGCACACGCCGCACGCUCCGCCGCCGCCACCGCAGCAGCAGCAGCAGCGUGCCGCCGCUGCGCCUUCCGGCUCGCGAUCCUCCUCGCCGGCACCGACGACAUACCGCUAUGCACUCGGCCCUGCGCCCGUGCGCUUUCCCUCUGCCCAGCCCGCCGCCGCCGCGGCCGCGGCUGAGGAGCAUCGGGAGGUGCGCAGCCGCAGUCGGAGCGCAGCGGGUGGCGCCGGCCCCUCUGUAGCGCCCGCCCAGCGCAGCAGCGGCAAGCUCGGCAGCUCGUCGUCGCAUCAUCUCGAGGCCGUCGAGGCCGGCGCGAGCUCGCGUGUCCGCACGCAGUCGUCGCCGUCGCCCUCGCCACUCUUCACCACCACGCCCUUGCCCACGUCUGCCUCCUCCGCUUCGCUCGCUGCCCGCCCUCCUCACGAUCCUCACGCCUCUGCAACAACAAACGAAGCCACUCCUCUGCUGCGUCCGCCGCUGCGCUUCGGCUCCCGUCCAAACUCGCAAGUCUUCACCUCCUUUCCCUUUCCCCAUCCCACCGCCACGCCCCCACUGGCUGCGGCCGGACAGCGCAGCUGGCUGUCGCGCCUCUGGAGUCGACGCGGCAGCUCAUCAGUUGCUCCCGAGCCCGACGCCGCGAUCGCGACGCCCCACUCCAUCAAGCCCUGCGCCGCCGCGGCGGAUCCAGAGGAUCCGUACGGCUAUCGCGCCCUCGCAGGCCCCGCAUUGCUGCCCGCAUUCCACGCGCCCCGCCUGGCGCUGGCACGCGAAGGCAUCUCGCUGCGCGCAGGCAGACGCCUGGCGUGCGGCCUGGCAGCCGCCGGCGUGCUCGUGCUGCUGCUGGGCUAUGCUUUCACGAUGGCGGGCGUCAUCUUGCAGGGCGCUCACUGGCCUGGCUUGGGCGAAGGCCUCGCUGCCGCCGCCGGGUGAUAGCUCCGUUGCCCCCUCUUCCCCCC
Tilletiopsis washingtonensis is the source of this 1475-nucleotide messenger RNA. RefSeq lists its product as hypothetical. Lineage: Eukaryota; Fungi; Basidiomycota; Exobasidiomycetes; Entylomatales. The coding region runs from base 283 to 1449 and encodes 388 amino acids. The record is from RefSeq and is a predicted model, not a curated record. The transcript has a single exon.